UCUGUGAUAAACAGAUCGGCUGUCAAAGUGGGGAGAGUUAUCAUACAUUGGGAUUUGAUCUUUGCUUGGCUUGUAUCAGAAAAUAUCCUAGUACAAUUAAUACACAAUGGCACGAGAAAGUAGCGCAGGAUUUGACAGGCAUAUUACUAUCUUUUCUCCCGAAGGAAGGCUUUAUCAAGUUGAGUAUGCAUUGAAGGCUAUAAACCAAGGUGGUCUGACGUCAGUGGCCCUGCGCGGCACGGAUGCAGCUGUGGUAGCUGCACAGCGGAAGGUGCCCGACCGUUUGCUCGACCCCUCUUCAGUCACACAUCUGUUCCCGCUUACCAAGCGCAUAGGCUGUGUUAUGACUGGAAUGAUUGCGGACAGCAGGUCGCAGGUGCAGCGUGCGCGUUACGAGGCGGCCAACUGGCAGUACAAGUAUGGCACUGAGAUCCCCAUACACAUCUUGUGUCGUCGCAUCGCAGACAUCUCGCAGGUCUACACGCAGAACGCCGAAAUGCGUCCACUUGGGUGCAGUAUGAUGCUAGUGGCUUACGACGAUGAGAGUGGUCCAUGUGUGCAUAAGACCGAUCCAUCGGGCUACUACUGCUCGUACAAGGCGGUGUCGGCGGGCGCCAAGGCCACGGACGCCAACGCCUACCUGGAGAAGAAGCUCAAGAAGCGCUCGGACCUGUCCGCGGACGACGUCGUACAGCUCGCUAUAUCCUGCCUGUCGCAAGUUCUCUCAGUAGACUUCAAGUCAUCUGAGAUUGAAGUGGGCCUUGUUACAAAGGAUGACCCCACAUUCCGAGUUUUGGCUGAAAAUGAGAUUGACAGACACCUUACUGCCAUAGCUGAGAAAGAUUAAAGGACUGGGGGCAGCCGACAUAAUCUCUAUUAUCUUUUUAAUAAAAAACCUAUUACAAAAUGAA
Trichoplusia ni (cabbage looper) is the source of this 911-nucleotide messenger RNA. Its product is annotated as proteasome subunit alpha type-6-like. Gene Ontology annotation, cellular component: cytosol; proteasome core complex, alpha-subunit complex; proteasome core complex. The record is from RefSeq and is a predicted model, not a curated record. The transcript is spliced from 5 exons. Bases 107 to 847 code for a protein of 246 amino acids. Gene Ontology annotation, biological process: ubiquitin-dependent protein catabolic process. Lineage: Eukaryota; Metazoa; Arthropoda; Insecta; Lepidoptera; Noctuidae.